Molecule: messenger RNA, 874 nt
Organism: Drosophila ficusphila
Lineage: Eukaryota; Metazoa; Arthropoda; Insecta; Diptera; Drosophilidae
Product: protein rolling stone
Exons: 4
Coding region: 59-874 (271 amino acids)
Cellular component (GO): membrane
Source: RefSeq, a predicted model, not a curated record
CCAUAAACUAGCUUGCUACUUUGGUGUCCUUUUAGAGGCUAUUCAAAUAAAAAAAAACAUGGGUGAUAAAAAGUCCUGCUGUUUGCCCUUAAAGGAGGAGUUCCAGCGUUCAAAGUUAUCGCUGGAUUACGAAGAUCCUGGAGUGUUUUGUAAAUCGCAAUGGCAAAAAGGAGAUCGGAAUUUAAUCUGGGUCCUUUAUCGAUGGGCCCUGGCUGCUUUCUUUGCCGCCGGAGUAAUAGGAAGUAUGAGACAGGACUUCAAUGGCGGUCGAUGGUUCAUAUUCCUCACCGAUUGGGGAUUUACACUGUGUUUAUUUACCUGCACGUACGGUGCUGUAAUCGCCACUAUUUAUUAUUUUAAUCAGUCAUAUUUUUCUCCUGGUAAUCGAUCACUAAAGAUUUUCUGGAUCUCACACUACACCACUUCGGUUCUUUCAAUGUUAAUUACCACGGUCUUCUGGGCUGCACUAUCCUCAACCAUGCCUGAAAUUGCUGGAGAGCUCUACAACUUGUGGUGCCACGCCUUCAACUCCAUUUGUAUGGUAUUUGACUGCUUUAUGGUGGCCUAUCCCAACCGCCUCAUGCACUUUAUCUACCCCUUCUCCGUGGUGCUCAUCUUUCUCGUACACUCUUUGAUUUACUAUUGGGCCGGCGGUACUGACAUGGACGGCAAUCGUUUUAUCUAUUACGCUCUUGAUUGGGCACGUCCUGGUUUGGCAAUUGGAUUUGUUUGCGCCGCGUUGGUCCUAAUUUGCUGCUUCUCCCUUGUGGCCUUUGGAAUUUACCGAUUACGGAUCUCCAUGUACAACUGUUGUAACAAAAAGGAACAUUCGGAAUUGCCAGCUCGUCCCAAAGAAUCAUCUCCAACAGUUUAA